UUCAUCCGAAAGUAAAAUUCUAAUGCAAAAGAAAAAAAAACUUCAUAAUAAGACUAAAUCGAGUUAGAAAAAUAAAAUCUAAUUUAUUUAAGAAUCAAAAAGUAGAAAGCGAUUUAUUUAAAUCAACUAAAUCUAAUUUUUUUAUAGCAUCAGUAGAUUCCAUAAAUAAGCUUGGAUGAAAAAUAAGGGAAACAACAAUAAAAAAAAGCAGAGAGUGUAAAAUAGCACAAACGGAUAAGGUGGUUAGGAUCACCAUAUCCAAAACUAAAACUACCAUACAAAUUAGCAAAACACUGUAAAUUAGCACUAUUUUCAGACAUAAGGUCAAUUUGUAGCAGGGUAGAACAAAAACUAAAGCUAAAUUAUGUUGGAAGAGAUUGAGAAGAAUAAGAGGAAGUAUUAGGAGAUGAUAAUGAGGAAAAGAUAGUGGCUUUAGUAGUAGCAAAUGAUGUAGGGAGCAAAUUCAAAAGUAGAAAAUUAUUAGAUGCAUAUAGAGUAGUAGGAAGACUUUGACCUGAUUGACUCUUAUGAAGACUACGAUGGAUAUUAUGAAGAUGAUAUUUAUGACGAGCUUUAAGAUCAAAACUCAAAUUAAAACUAAAAUGAGAAUGGGUAACAGAACUUAGAAGACGAUACAUCUAAUUUAUAAGAUCAACUGGUUCAAUGCACAUACAAGAUAUUUUUAGGUUUUAUUCUAUUUGGCUGUGUACUUUUUGUUUAUAUUUUAUACACAACACUAUCACCAAGUAUGGAGAGCAAUCUUAAAAUGCAGAUUUUAAAAACAGUCAAAAGCAAAUAAACUUAACCUUCUUUUUAUGAAACUUAAAUAUUUCCUUAAUCUCUUUAUUAAGACUAUCCCUUUAAGUUAUUUUCUUACGAAGAUAAAGAUAUAGCUAGUUAUUUAAAUUAACCUAUCAGUUAAUUUUAUUGCAAUUUAUUAUUAGAAUCUGGUAAUGCAGCAGAUUGCGAGAAUUGUUAGUAUUUAAAAGACAGAAACUCAAACAAAAACAGCUAAGAAUCAAGCAAGCAAUUUAAAGGAACUUUUUAUAAAGUACCUUAAGAGACAGACAAUACAAAAAAAUCUGACUAAGCUUAAGAUAUAGAAUAUUUAUAGUAAAGUAAUAGGGAAAACGAUGAGUUGAAACAAGAAGAUUAAUCUCAGUUUUAAACAGUAUAUCAAAAUUUUUAAGAAAAUGAAUCUUAGCAAUGUUAUAUUAAAAAUAAAUUCUUCUUUGAAGAAACCUACAUCCCUAUUUUAUAUAUUCAUGGGCACGGAAAGGGUAAUCCUCAACAAAUUAACUCUUUAAACCAUCAACUUCAAAAGUUACUCAUAUAUGAAAACGAAAAGAAUCUCUAACAGCAAAAGUACUUUUAGAAAGAUUAGAAAAAUAAGUUAAAGUAAUUUAAAUUUUAUGCUAUGGAUUUUAAAAAUGCUCUUUCUGCAUUCAGUAUUACUCUGAUUGAAAAAGAAUAGGCUUCGGUUUAAAGAGCGAUUCAAUACAUAACAAGUAAAACAAGUGAAAAGCUUAUUUUGGUUUGCCAUUCAAUGGGUGGAUUUGUAUGUUUAAAUGUUUUAAGCUAAAUGCAAGAAGAAUUAGUAGUAAAAAUAUAACAAGUAAUAUUCUUAAAUUCACCACUUACUUAGCAUCCUUUGAAUUCAAAUACAGCUUUUUCUGACAAAUACAAAAAUAUGUAUAAGCAACUAAAUGAAAUUAAAAAUCUUUUACAGGAUAUUACUUUUUUGAGUUUCACUUCAGGUUCAUCUGAUAACCAAGUUAUACCAGAAGAAACAUACCUUAAACUCAAAUUAAAGAACAGUGCACAUUUUAACACUCAAGAACUUAGAGAUGUCUUUGUAACUCUUCAUCAUGAUGAUAUCUUAACAUACACGCCUUUUUUAAGUUUAUUGUCUAAGUAUUUUAUUAUGGACAGAUACUAUAAUGUGUUUUAGAAGGAUAUAAAUAUGAUAAAGCAUUAUUUUAAAUAAUUUGACAUUCAUUAUGAAGAUUAGAUCAACAGAAAUUAUUUUUCUUUCAAUAAAAAACAUUUGGAUGCUGAAUGCGCUCAAUUUAUGCCAAAAUUCGAGUAAUCUCAAACAUUCGAUCUUUUGCAAGUUGGUAGAAAGUUGAAUUUUCCAAAGCAAUCAAUACCCGAAGACCCAUCUUCUGACCCAAGAUCAUACCUGAACAAAGAAAAUUUGCUUUGUGUUAAAAUAUUAACUCAAAAUAUCAAGGCUAGUAAUCUUAUAUACUACAUGAGGACAAACCUACCAAGCUAAAACAUAAAAAUAUUCACCUAUAGGCCUAAACCCUUCUUUUUUUUAAGAUAGAACAAUAAGAAGUCAGGCUUUGAGUUUAUGGAAGACGAAACGAUAAAUGUCAGAAUAGAGCCAAACUAGAAUGAAAGACAAGAUCCUCACUAUCAAGAAAGAAUCAUAAGAUUCAACAAAAACGAACAUUUUGAAAUGGAGGAAAUAUUUCCUGAUUUCUCUUAUUUUUUUUCAACUGUCUACCUUCAUUCUCACUACCCAAAAAAUAAAGAAUUGUAUUUAAUUUAUACAAUAAGAAACGAUACUUAUUUGUAAUACGAAUACCAACAACUAUAUAACGUAACAUAUUUGCACACAAACCUAUUCUUCUCUAUUUAAAAUUACUAAGACUCAGAGAAAAUUACACUCCCAUUCAACAAAAUUAAGAAAGAAGAAUGGAAGAGCAACUAACAAAUAUUAAAAGCAAAAAUAGAGGAAGUUGAUGAUGUUUACUUCUAUAAAUAUUGCUCAUAGACUUAGGGAGGGCUUUUUUCUUGGUUUUCAAGUUAAUAGUCUAAGCUCACUUAGUUUGAAAAGUGGAAUAAGAUAGAUUAUAAUCUUCUGAUAUUAAAAAACCAGAAUAUGAAUUCAAGAUUGCAUAUUAGCUUUUCUUAUGGUGAGAAUGAUUGUGAUUACGUAAAUAUACUUAACACUUAGAAUAAAGAUUUGAUAUUAGUUCACGAUACUAAGAGUCAUGAUAUAUAUAAUAUGUUUUUAAAAGAUAAAUCUGUAAAUGAGCAAAGGGCAUGGUAUUAAAAUACUAACAAUAUGUAAUAAAGAAGUGGAAGUUAAGUCAUGCUUAGCUAGGAAAAUAACUUAAAUGAAUAUAGCAGAAGCAUAGGAAAGUUUAGUAAAGUUAUUAUCUUGAAUAUGCAUGUGAUCUUAUGCUGCAUGUUAAUCUCUAUUUAAAUUAAAUACUACGAGCCAUCUUGCUAUCAAGAUGCACCUUCACAUAUAAAUAUUCUCUGUAGCAACCUAACUAAAUUUGUUUUGUGCUACGGACUCACUAUUUUCUCAAUUAUAUCCCUACAAAAGUGGCUGUUCAAUGAUGAAAUGAGAGAAUAAUAAAAUUAUAAUAAUUACAAUAUGUAAUCAGUAGAGUACUAUGCUAGCUCAUUUUUGACAUCUUUUAUCAUCACUUUUAUCACUAUAUCUACUUAUAUUCUGGUACAAUUUGUAUUUUAAGUCUUCUCCUUCUUUAGCUAUUUAGUAUGUUCUCUCAUUAAAUAUAUUCUAACUCAAUCCAAGCUGAUUAAAAGAUUUGCUUAGAGUAAGUACUUCUUCUUUUUAAACGCCAUCACCCUGUUCAUGCCUUUAAUUUUUCUUACAAAUUACUACCUUAAAUGGAUUAUCCUUUUUGCAGUCUUUUGGAUACUGCUUGGUGUUCUGUAAGGUAAUAAAACAGACUAUGGACAUAGCAACAAUAUACUACAUGGAUUUGCAUACUUAAUGUUUUUGUACUUUAUUCUGAACAUCCAUAACUUGUUAGCAGGGUAAAUCUAGUUAUAAAACAGCCACAAGUUAUUUAAAAAUUUAAUGUUUACAGAAGAAUUCACUAGUGAAUUCUUUACAAUGGUUUGCUGGUUUUUCAUCUUGACAAGAUUAGAAAAUCUGAUUGGAAAUCUAAGAACCCCUUUAUAAAUAAUUUUCAUUUUGCUAUCACUUUUCUUAUUCUUCUUCUUAUUUUAAUCUGUGUAACACGCUAACUACUAUCUCUGCAACUUAUCCUACCUGCUUAUGUUCUUUGCCAUAUACUACCACAACCAAAAGGCUCCAAUAGUAGCUCAGAUUCCGUAAAACCAAUAGUAUUGACUAAUAAGAAAGGAAAAAAUUGUAAUAAAUAAUAAAUCAACAAAAUAAAGUGCUUAUUUCAAGAAAACAAACAACAUGAUUAAUCUCAAUUAUUAAAUAAUUAAUACAUUUAAUUUCAAUUAUUUUAAAACAUUCCGUUUUAUGCACAUAUUGACUUAUUGACGCAUAUAUACAUACAUUCUUCCUUAAAAC
Messenger RNA from Tetrahymena thermophila SB210, 4312 nucleotides. Its product is annotated as pgap1-like protein. Gene Ontology annotation, biological process: endoplasmic reticulum to Golgi vesicle-mediated transport; GPI anchor metabolic process. Gene Ontology annotation, molecular function: phosphatidylinositol deacylase activity. Lineage: Eukaryota; Ciliophora; Oligohymenophorea; Hymenostomatida; Tetrahymenidae. Gene Ontology annotation, cellular component: endoplasmic reticulum. The transcript has 4 exons. The record is from RefSeq and is a predicted model, not a curated record.